This is a messenger RNA of Anguilla rostrata (American eel), 1446 nucleotides long. RefSeq names its product reelin domain-containing protein 1-like. Lineage: Eukaryota; Metazoa; Chordata; Actinopteri; Anguilliformes; Anguillidae. The coding region runs from base 1 to 1446 and encodes 481 amino acids. The record is from RefSeq and is a predicted model, not a curated record. Gene Ontology annotation, cellular component: membrane. The transcript is spliced from 7 exons.
AUGGGCUUGCAGGUGAUGAAGAGCUCCUCUGAGCUGCUCCUCCUGUGCGUGCUGACCUCCCUCAGCCCGCUGCUCCCUGCCUGGGCCUUCUCCCAGGGAGCUAAGCCCUCCUCCUGCGUCUCCAUGGGCGUCACUCCGGGCCCACCCCAGGACCCGGCACGCCGUCGCCCUGACACCCCCGCGCCUCCGCCGGACCGCUGCAUGGCGGUGAGGAGCAGCAGAGACUUCAUGGGCUUCCUGCUGCAGGCGCGGUCUGUGCGCGAUGACCGCGUGGUCGGCUCCUUCGUCCUGGUCCCGCCCGGCUCUCGCACGCUCGGCUGCGUGGACGCCGGGGACACCGUCACGCACUCCGACAAACUGCUCAAGAGGAACCUGUCCUUCGUCUGGAGGGCCCCGGACACGCCCCUGGGAGACGUGCGCUUCCUCAUUACGGUGGUGCAGUCAUACUUUGUGUACUGGGCGCGGAUUGAGUCCGAUGUGGUGCAUGAUGGGACAGAGAACUCGAUCGGAGACGAGGUGGGAGGAGUCAGAGCCCUGCCUGGACUGUGGGCGGAGCCAGCGAACCAGACAGGCGCAGCGGAGACCAGAGAGAGCCUCAACAGCACAGGCCAGCAGGGAGAGGGGAACCCCAGCCUCAGUCCCACCCUCCCCACGGUCUCCAGGGGGGGUCCCGCGACCCCAGCCCCGCCCACAGGCCCGGGGAACUUUACUCUGCACCUGGACCACGCCCGAACCAGGGUGCACAGAGAGCACAGGCAGCACAGGGAGCACAGGCAGCACAGGGAGCACAGCCCCCCCGACCCCUCCCUGAGGGAGAUGCCUGUUGUUCUGCAUGCCUCUACUCAAAGCUCUCAACCUCUCCAGGCUUCUAUCUCAGUCCCACCAGGCCCCGGGGACCCCCCCCGUGUGGAGACCCCCCAGCAGAGCCCCCUGACGGCCCCAGGCCCACAGACUGAGCCCGCCCCCUCCUCUCCUCACCUGGAGCCCUCCCCCGCCCCUCGCCGCUCUCAACUGGACCCGGCGACGCCCCGCGCCCAGCCCCACGGGACGACCCCCCCGCCGACCCCGGCCCUCGGGUCACGGGUGCUGCAGAAGGGCGUGGUCGCGCGGAACCUGUCCCGGGGCGGAGACGCGGGGCUGGCCGGGGAGGGCGGGGCCGGGGGGAAGGGGGCGGGGCCAGCGGGGGGCGUGUCCCACAGGACCGCGCUGGAGCUGGGCGUGCUGCUGGGCUGUGCGUCCGGGCUGGGCAUGGUGCUGGCGGUGGGCCUGCGGUACCUGCACAGCCAGUACUGCCUGAAGCGCACCGCCGUGUCCCUGAGCGAGCGCCAUGGCAACGUGAUCCACCUGCAGGACAGCGGCGAGCUGGUGCAGAUCCGCAAGAUCCGGCAGGACAGCUUCGUCCUGCUGCAGGCCGAGUACAACGUGAUGACCCCGCCGGGGAACUGA